AUAAGGGAAGUAACUCAAGAAAAUGGCGCAUGUUUCUUUAAAUUCAUUUAUGCACUCGUUGGAUGAGGCACUAGCCACAAAAGAUGGAACUACGGCUGCAGAACUCCUGUCCUUCAAGCACGCUCACGUGGCCAGCCCUAGACUGCAGAUGGAGAAACCAGAAUCGUACGUGCAACGUGUCUUUGAGCCACCGUACGACGAGAUGGUUGCUGCACACUUACGCUGCAUCUGGGCUGUACGAAUACAUGACUUUAAGCUGUCUAUGGUUUGUAGUGUAUUUGUCUUUAACACACACACAUCGUUCACAAGGAUCUUUCAGAGUCAGAAAGAUGAAAACUGGAGUCUUCCUGUUCUCUUCUCUGUCAGUCUUGACCUGCGCCUCUUUGCCAACAGUGCAGAUAUCCAGGCCGUGAAGAAAAGUGUCGGUAAACCGGGAGAGAGACUCGAGAAAGCAGCCGAACUUCUCAUGGGUUGUUUCCGCGUGUGUGCCAGUGACAAUCGUGCUGCCAUUGAAGAGUCAAAGAAAUGGGGAAUGCUGAAUAUUGUUAAUCAGCUUUUUAAGAUAUAUUUUAAGAUUAACAAACUGCACUUGUGCAAGCCCCUGAUUCGAGCCAUUGACAGUCUGGUUAUUAAAGACAAGUUCUCGCUGCCGCAGCUGAUUACUUUCAGAUACUAUGUUGGAAGGAAAGCCAUGUUUGACAGUGAUUUCAAAAGUGCGGAGGAGUACCUGAUGUUUGCCUUUGAGAGAUGCCACAAGUCGAGCAGGAAGAACAAGAGACUGAUUCUCAUCUACCUCAUACCUGUCAAGAUGUUGCUGGGUCACAUGCCGAAACUGUCCCUGCUGAAGAAAUACGACUUGCUCCAGUUUGCUGAAGUAGCAAAAGCUGUCAGUUCGGGCAACCUUCUCCAGCUGAACGAGUCUCUAGAGAAGAACGAGGCAUUCUUCAUCAAGUGUGGAAUCUAUCUCAUUCUCGAGAAGCUCAAAGUGAUCACAUUCAGAAACCUUUUCAAGAAAGUAUAUCUCAUCAACAACAAGACGCAUCUCUUGCCCAUUGAUGAGUUCACAACAGUUCUCAAACUAAUGGAGAUGGAAGACAUUGACGAUGAUGAAACACAGUGCAUUAUUGCAAAUCUUAUUUAUGAGAACAAAAUAAAAGGCUACAUAUCUCACCAGCACCAGAAACUUGUUGUCAGUAAGCAGAAUCCAUUCCCAGUGUUGUCUUCAGUCUUAUAGCACUGAAUGCAGAGAAGAGGAACCCUUCGUCCCAUCAGUCAAUUUCAUUGUAGUCUUACAGUACUGAAUGUAAAGAUGAACCCUUCGUCCCAUCAGUCAAUUUCACUGUAGUCUUAUAGCACUGAAUGCAUAGGAACCGUUCGUCCCAUCAGUCAAUUUCACUGUAGUCUUAUAGCACUGAAUGCAUAGGAACCGUUCGUCCCAUCAGUCAAUUUCACUGUAGUCUUAUAGCACUGAAUGCAGAGAAGAGGAACCCUUUGUCCCAUCAGUCAAUUUCAUUGUACAGUCGAAAAGCAUUGGACAGUGUAAAGGAUUCCAUUAUAACAUAUCAAAAAGUGCUGUUCAUUUUAUGUGACAAAUGUCAAGGAGUCUUUCAUCAGUCAUCAGAUUUCAUUGUCCAGCUCUAUAGCUCAAACAGACCAGUAAGGAUUCUCUCCUCAUAGCAUCGAGCAUGAUGUAAAGGAUUUCUUUAUUCCAACAGAUUUCUGUGUAGAGUAUUGUUGCAUUAAAAACAAUUUAACGGAUUCAUUCAUCAGUCUAAUUUAUUCAUCACACGUUUUUUUUUACCUAAGGCUUGUAUAAAAUGGAUUUAAUUAAAUCCAUUAUGUGUAAUUUCAGACCAAAACAGGCCUAAAUUGAUAUUAAGGUGAAGGUCACUGGUUCAGAUGGAGCAUAUUUCACUUUUGUGUAUGGACACUGUUUAACGGACCUGUGAAUGGUCAAGUAUGUAAUUUAUAUUAAAAUUUGAUUAAAAAAA
Molecule: messenger RNA, 1991 nt
Organism: Gigantopelta aegis
Lineage: Eukaryota; Metazoa; Mollusca; Gastropoda; Neomphalida; Peltospiridae
Product: PCI domain-containing protein 2-like
Exons: 16
Coding region: 23-1234 (403 amino acids)
Biological process (GO): poly(A)+ mRNA export from nucleus; transcription elongation by RNA polymerase II; post-transcriptional tethering of RNA polymerase II gene DNA at nuclear periphery
Cellular component (GO): transcription export complex 2
Molecular function (GO): RNA binding; double-stranded DNA binding
Source: RefSeq, a predicted model, not a curated record